This is a messenger RNA of Mustela lutreola (European mink), 2471 nucleotides long. RefSeq names its product mitochondrial ribosomal protein L53 (gene MRPL53). The record is from RefSeq and is a predicted model, not a curated record. Lineage: Eukaryota; Metazoa; Chordata; Mammalia; Carnivora; Mustelidae. Gene Ontology annotation, cellular component: mitochondrial large ribosomal subunit. Bases 42 to 380 code for a protein of 112 amino acids. The transcript has 3 exons.
ACACUUCCGGCCGCACGAGGCCUUCCGGCGCGGAGGUCGCCAUGGCGGCGUCUUUGGCUCGGCUCGGCCUCCGGUCAGUGAAGCAGGUUCGCGUUCAGUUCUGCCCCUUCGAGAAGAAUGUGGAGUCCACGAGGACCUUCCUCCAGGCCGUGAGCAGCGAGAAGGUCCGUUCCACCAACCUCAACUGCUCGGUGAUUGCGGACGUGAGGCACGACGGCUCCGAGCCCUGCGUGGACGUGCUGUUCGGAGACGGGCAUCGCCUGAUUAUGCGCGGCGCUCACCUCACCGCCCAGGAAAUGCUCACAGCCUUUGCCUCCCACAUCCAGGCCAGGGCUACGGCGGGGAGCGAGGACAAGGCCGGCGCGAGUACCGGGCGCUGAUAGCGCAAAAUAGCCCAACAAGCAGGUUUUAGCUUGGGAUGGCUAGGAUACCUACCUAAGAAGAGCUUGAGAGACUUCAUUCACUCGAAUCACCAUCUGGAGGGACACGGAGCGCCCCCCCCGAAAAAAAAAAGAGCGAGCGAGCGAGAGAGCCAUGUGAUUACUGAUACAACCAGCGUUUUUGGAACAAGACAAUCAGAUAGGGGUCUGGACAAACUUGAAUUUAUUUCACUUUCUAACCAUCAUCCCGUGCUUAACCCUUUGAAUUUGGCUUCACCCAUCACUCACCCAAGGUACCUCUUACUCUUAUUAGCCAAAUCUAGUGCUGUUUUUCUCCAUCUUCAUCUUUCCAUUUCAGUAGCGCCGGCCACUUUUAAUUCACUCCCUUGUAGAACUUCUCCUCCUCUUAUGGCUUUUUCCUUUUAGCCAUAAAAGUGUACCACUCUCAUCCUUCAUUUUCUUUUCUAUUUCUGGGGCAUCUCAUCCCUUGUCAUAAGUUGAGCUACCCUUUCCUGUUAAAUCCUACAUUUUUCUUUGGCUCUAAUCUAAUGAUUACCUCCAAAGUCCACAACACUGUCCAAAAUAGAAUUGGUAAUCCUAUAUACACAUAUACUUGCCUCUUACCCUGACUUUCCCAUUCCUUUUAAGGCACUUCAUCUUCUCAGCCACCAGGGCUGGAAACCACAGCAUUUUCUCUGGUUCUGCCCUCUCCCUUUCCCUGCAUAUCCAGUCAGUAAGUUCAGAAUAUUCUGUCUUAAACAAAAGCUUUUGAAAUGUUUUCUCCAUUCCCAUUCACUUAUAUCCCACUAACUAUAUCAUUGUAUUCUCCCACCCAGUCUCCUUUUUUCUGAUCAUUUUUGCUGCUGCUUAAGUUUAUCUUUGAAAGCACAUCACUGUUUUUAUGUCUCCUUGUUUCACACUGUACCUAGCCUGUUUUUCAUACUGGGUUGCUACCCAUUGGUGUGGAUCAUGAAAUCAACGUAUGGGGAUAAAUCAGCCUUUUUAAAAACAAAGUAAAGUAAAAUAGUAUCAGAGUGCAUGGCACAGGGAAUGAGAAGUUUUUUGUUUUUUGUUUUUUGUUUUUUUAAGAUUUUAAAAAUUUAUUUGACACAGAGAUCACAAGUAGGCAGAGCAGCAGGCAGAGAGAGAGGGGAAGCAGGCUCCCUGCUGAGCAGAGAGCCUGAUGAGGAGCUCGAUCCCAGGACCCUGAGACCAUGACCUGAGCUGAAGGCAAAGGCCUAACCCUCUGAGCCACCCAGGUGCCUUGAGAGAAGUAUUCUUUUAAGAAGUUUUGCAGCCUAUAAACAAUAUACAUAUAUAAAGUAGGAAGUAUGUAUAUGUGUGGGUAUCUGCAUGUACUUGGUUGCAGUGUAGAAUUAUUUCUACCCUGGGUUGUAGGAAAAAUACUUGAUUGCUAUGGGUUUAAAGAGCUUUAGAAUGCUUAGCUAGGCAAUCAAGGAUCUGUAGACACUGUCUGCUGUAUUCUUUGCCAAAUACAUUUUCCAUGACUUUGUUAACAGUGUUACUACAGUGCUGCUCUGCUUAAAAGGGUGCUGUCUUCAAGAGCUGGUUUUACCCCCUCCCCCUUUAAAAAAGAAACUACCAAAAAACAAACAGCCUAUCAGGAGGGAGUAUGGUGUAGUGAAGAGCCAGAAUUCUUGGGGUUGAAAUCUUAACUCUUGUCCCUAAGUAGCUCUGUGACUGUGGAAAAUUAGUCUCCAUGCCUGUUCCCUUACAGAUAAAAUGGGGAUAAUAGUACCUAUCUUUUAGAACUGUUGAGAGGAAUAAAUGAGCCGAUACCUAUAAAGCACCUAGAACAUUACUGGGAGCAAAAGUGUUGUCUAAGAGGGCUUAUGCUGUAGCCAAAAGGAUACUGACAGCCUAGAUUUGUUCCUCAGCUCUGUGGUUAACUGACUUAUCUCCGGCCAGAUUUUACCACUCUUCUCAUCUGAAAAAGUGGGGAUGGUUCAGACAUUGCUGUAAACACAGAUUGAAUGCUGGCACUGAACUUGAGGUUGGGGCUGUGUCCCCAGCACUUUGCAUAAUCUCUGAUACACAUAGUGUGCAAUAAACGUGUUGAAUUGACAGAUA